Messenger RNA from Heteronotia binoei (common prickly gecko), 908 nucleotides. Its product is annotated as cystatin-like. Gene Ontology annotation, molecular function: cysteine-type endopeptidase inhibitor activity. Lineage: Eukaryota; Metazoa; Chordata; Lepidosauria; Squamata; Gekkonidae. Gene Ontology annotation, cellular component: extracellular exosome. The record is from RefSeq and is a predicted model, not a curated record. The transcript is spliced from 3 exons. Bases 44 to 493 code for a protein of 149 amino acids.
GUUCCUCUCGGUGGGCGUGGCCUGGCCCUCCUCUGACUCGGCCAUGGCGGUGGCGGCGCGGUGCCCACCUGUGCGCGGGGCGCGCAUCUUUGCCCUUGGGCUGCUGCUGCUGCUGCUGCCGGGGCUUCGGGGCCAGCCGAGAGGCUCGCCCGGAGGGGUGGUGCGUGUUCCCGUCUCCGAUCCAGACGUGCAAGUGGCGGCUGCCUUCGCCGUGGAGACUUACAACAAGGCCAGCACCAACUCCUUUUACAGCCGGGCGCUGCGGGUGCCGCUGGCCUCUCACCAGAUUGUUGCAGGCAGUUUGUAUUAUCUAACAAUUGAGCUGGUGAACACAAAAUGUGAAAAGAAUGAGAAGAUACGAUUGACACCAACAGACCUGGAGCGAUGCCCUUUGCCUCCAAAGGCAGAGCAGCAGAAAGAAAUCUGCACAUUUCAGGUGUGGACUCGUUCUUGGCUAAAUGACAUCCGCUUGACACACAUGAGCUGCGAAUAGGCUCGUUCUGGAUUUGCACGCCUUUCUGUUAGCAAGAAGGGUCUUUGCCAGUGAAUUGAGGCUCACAUAAUUCCUGCUAAUUAGGCCAAGCUGCCUGCCCUCCAUUACGGCCUCCAGAAUUCACCUGGCAGAGGUGAGAAGACAGAGCCUGGAGUCUUGUCUGCUAGUGGGUCCAAUGGAAGCCCAACUAGAUGUUCCUCUCGUAGUCUUUAAGGUGCCACCCACUCCCAGCUGAACCACAAUCUUUUCCAACAGAAGCUUUCCUGGAGCAGAGCUUCAGAUGCAAAACCAAAUUGUGGCAUUAUCUUCUUCUCAUCUGUCAAGAGAUGAAUUCUGCAACUGUAUUUGUGUAUUUGCUAGAACCUUGAAUGUGGAAUAAAAUGUGCAAGGAUGCUGUUUUAUUGCUCACAGCAAA